Molecule: messenger RNA, 1212 nt
Organism: Aspergillus niger
Lineage: Eukaryota; Fungi; Ascomycota; Eurotiomycetes; Eurotiales; Aspergillaceae
Exons: 1
Coding region: 1-1212 (403 amino acids)
Molecular function (GO): hydrolase activity
Source: RefSeq, a predicted model, not a curated record
AUGCCAUCAUCAUCAUCACCAUCAUCCUCCCUCCCCCUCCCCCCAUCCAUAACCUCCCGCUUCAUCCCAACAACCCCCUCCCUAACCACCCACAUCCUCGAAUCCAACGCCCCCACAACCACCACUCCAUCCCCCCGCAAACUCAUCCUCCUCCUCCACGGCUUCCCCGAACUCGCCUACUCCUGGCGCCACGUCCUCCCCCAACUCUCCUCCCAAGCCGGCGCGGACUACCACAUCGUCGCCCCAGACGGGCGCGGGUUCGGCCGCACAACCGGCUGGGAAAGAGAUGCCCCCAACUACACCGACUCGAACCUCACCACAUUCACCGGGCUUUCCUUAGUCCGGGACGUGGUAAGCUUAGUCCAUGCACUGGGCUACACCACCGUGGAAUGCGUAGUCGGUCAUGAUGCGGGGGCCGUGACGGCUGCUUUUUGUGCUGUCGCUAGACCGGAUAUGUUCCGGAGUGUGGUGCUGCUAAGUCAUCCGUUUCCGGGGGUUCCGUCGCCUGUUAUUCCUCAGGAGAAGGAGAAGAAGGAAGAUGAUAGUAAAGAAGGGGACAUACAAACCGACCUCAAAAACCUCGGCCUGAAACACUACAAAUGGUACUACUCCACCGAAAUCGCAAGUCCCGAGAUGGAGAAUCCCGCUCAGGGCCUCCACGAUUUCUUACGGGGAUACUUCCACCUGAAGAGUGGAUGUUGGGAAGGGAAUAAUCCCUCCAAUAUGGGAGCUAUCUCCUCGUGGACCGGGGAGCAAUUAGCCAGAAUGCCGGGGUAUUAUAUCAUGCCGGUGGGGUUGAGCAUGCCGGAGACGGUGGAGGAGAUGAUGCGGCAGGCUGAUGCGCAGGGAGUUGCGCGGAGUAAAGAGUGGCUCAGUGAUGAGGAGUUGUCGGUAUAUGUUGGAGAGUUCGCCCGUACAGGGUUCCAGGGCGCGUUGAAUUGGUAUCGGGUGAGGACGACGCCGGGGAGGCAAUAUACCUGGGAUUGGGAAGUGUUUGCCGGUAGGAGGAUUGAGAUUCCGUGUGCGUUCUGCUCCGGCGAGAGUGAUUGGGGGGUGUACCAGGAGCCGGGGGCGUUGGAGAAUAUGCGGAACGGAACGAGUUGUGGGGAUUUGAGAGAGGUGAGGUUGAUUCCUGGGGUGGGUCAUUGGGCGCCGCAGGAGAAGCCGGAGGAGGUGGUGGAGGUGAUUUUGGGGGUGGUGAGGGGGCUGUAG